AUGUCUGAUCGAGGCCGCUCCCCAGCCGGCUCUGCGCAUGGCGCCUCACCCCAAUCCCGGCCACCGUCUGUGGCAGGCUCUAGCCGAAGCCGAGCUGCUUCCCCAGCGCAGACUUCAGGCUCCGGUGAUCCCAAGACUGGAUGGGCGCCUAGCAUGGGAUUCGACCCGGCAAAGCCACCGAGCAAGGAUCGAAAGGGCAACACCCGCAUGGAACUGCCUCCAGAUGCCUUCAUUUCCAACGAGGAUCGCAAAGAUAUUUUUGCUACUCGUGGAAAUAAAUUUAAUACCGAGGGUCGUAUGGAAAAGGUUGAAGUCAAUCAGUUUCGUAUGACCAAGUUUGACUUCAAUAAGAAAAUAUAUCAGUAUGAUAUUGUCCUUUCACCUGAACCGGAGAAACGUGGACCGGUGAUGAAGAAGAUUUGGGCUCACGCAAAUCUUCGACAGGCGCUGUCUGCCUACAACUACCAAAUGUGGAUUAUCGAUGGCUCUAGACUGGCAUGGUCUCCUUCUUUGGUGGAUCGCGGCGAGGUUCGCGUCAUUGUUGAUCUUGAUGAUGGUCAGCCUCCAGCUCGUGCUGGCCGCUCCAACAAGUUCCACGUCAUUUUGCGCAAUACAACGGAAAUUCAGAUGGGUGUUCUUCGAGGAUACCUGGAGAGAAAAAUCCAAUUCAACAACAACGUUCAGGAAGCACUCAACUUCAUGGACCACCUUAUUCGCCAGUGGCCAUCGGAGCAUUUACUCGCCAUCAAGCGCAAUUUCUACAAGAAGAAUGAGCCUGGAAUCCCUCUCCUACGUGAUGGUGUUAUUGAAGUUCACAAAGGAACGUACGCUUCGCUGAGACUCUCCAAUAAUCUCAGCAACGGAGGCAUUGGUCUGGCUCUUAACGCAGAUGUUACUAACACCUGCUUUUGGACUGGCCGCCAAACAUUGGAUCAGAUCAUGGUCAACUUUAUGGCCUCUCUUGACCCUAAGCGUUAUAGGGGUAUUAACCCGGCGACCACGACGCUUUUUAGGCCCUCGCAAAACAAUAGAGGGGAGUGGCAGUCAUCUGAUGCUUUUAAGCAGCUGCGAAAGCUGCGAAAACUCAAGUUCACCAUCAGACACAACAACCGCAACCCCAAAGUUGCUGAGAAGGUAUACACAGUGGUGGACUUUUUAUUUGACCAGAAGUACGGCGGAGAGGGCGCCAAUGCCAGAACUGUCACGUUCGACUACAACGGACGACAGUUGUCUGUCGCGGAUUACUACCGAGAGAAGUAUAACGCUCACUUGCGAUAUGCGCAUCUUCCACUCAUCUCUACGGGUAAAAAUGGCCACAUUCCCAUGGAGUUUGCGUUUGUUGAGCCGAUGCAGCGAUAUGCUUACAAGCUAACCCCCGAUCAAACCGCCGCAAUGAUCAAAAUUGCUGUCACUCGUCCAAAUGUUCGCAAGAGUGACAUCAUGAAGAACGUCGGAGAUCUUCAGCUGCAAAGGGAUCCUUAUCUCAAGCACUAUGGAAUCCAGCUGGAGUCAACAUUUUCGAAGACGGAUGCCAGAGUCUUGAACGCGCCUCUUGUGAACUUUAGACAAGGCACAGCUGACCCCAAGUACUCUGGCCGUUGGGAUUUACGUGGCAAGAAGUUUUUCAGGCAGAACGCGGCACCUCUUAUUAACUGGGGUUUCCUGGUGAUGGAUGACUGUGUCAACCCCAAUCAAGUCCAGCAAUUUGCUCGAACUUUCAAAACAGCUUUCAUGGGCCAUGGAGGUAAAUGCCCAAAUGAUCCAAUGUUCAUUACCGUUCCUGGCAACAUCAAAUCAAACGUCGCCCAAGCGCUUGCACAUGCACACGAAUCAAUUACGCGAGAGCGAGGCUAUACUCAACUCAUCUUUGUUGUUGUUCAGCACAAGAACAGCCCUCAUUAUGAGCGUUUGAAGAAGUCUGCCGACUGCCGUUUCGGUAUUUUGACUCAGGUUGUGAAUGGAAACCAAGUCGCAUCAAACAAUGGCCAGUACCACUCGAAUGUUUGCAUGAAAGUCAAUGCAAAGCUCGGCGGAGCGACAUCACGUACGAACCCCCCGUGGAAGCUGAACCCAGGAGGCACAUAUUUCCCCAAAGAUCGUCCCACAAUGGUCAUUGGAGUUGAUAUCUCUCAUGCUGCUCCUGGUGGACCCUCGCCUUCCGUGGCCGCUAUGACAAUGUCUAUUGAUAGAGACGCAACCAAAUAUGCAGCCAUGGUUGAGACGAAUGGUUAUCGCGUGGAAAUGCUCACUUCUGCCAACAUCAACUUUAUGUUUGGACACCUGAGUAAAGUGUGGAUGGGUGGUCAUGAUCGCCAAUUCCCCAAGCACGUCAUGUAUUUCCGUGACGGCGUUGCCGAAGGCCAGUUUGCUCAUGUCAUGGAGCAAGAGAUUAAAGAGAUCAAGGCUUAUUUUAAACGAGCAGCUCCAGACCAGCCGCUGCCAAAAUUCACGGUGAUUGUGGCCACCAAGCGCCAUCAUAUUCGAUUUUUCCCAGAAAAGGGAGACCGAAACGGCAACGCCUUGCCAGGAACUCUGGUCGAGAAGGAGGUGACACACCCAUUCAUGUUCGACUUCUAUUUGUGCUCGCAUGUAGCUAUUCAAGGCACCGCCAGACCCGUCCACUACCACGUUCUUCUCGAUGAGAUGAACAUUCCGGUCAAUGAGCUACAAAAGAUGAUUUACCAUCAGUGCUAUUCCUAUGCCAGAUCAACAACGCCAGUAUCAUUGCACCCAGCAGUGUACUACGCGCAUCUCGCCGGUGCUCGAGCUCGAGCUCACGAGAAUAUUGCAACCAGCGAAGGUUUCCGAGCCGGCGCAAAGGGUCACGAAAUGAUUCGUGACAAGGUGGCCAAAGGCGAAUCACUCAGUGCCCCUCAACGGGGAAGUGAUGCUCCUGCCCUCCUCCAACUUGGCGGUAGGCCCGAGAAUGCUAAUAGUCCCAUCAAUGGUGAGUUGAGGCAGAGAGACUUCUUCCGAAGCACCAUGUGGUACAUCUAA
This is a messenger RNA of Trichoderma atroviride IMI 206040, 2997 nucleotides long. RefSeq lists its product as uncharacterized. Gene Ontology annotation, biological process: regulatory ncRNA-mediated post-transcriptional gene silencing. Gene Ontology annotation, molecular function: protein binding; single-stranded RNA binding; RNA endonuclease activity. NCBI's taxonomy places the organism in Eukaryota, Fungi, Ascomycota, Sordariomycetes, Hypocreales, Hypocreaceae. The record is from RefSeq and is a predicted model, not a curated record.